CUACAAUGGAAGAGGGUCCGAAUAGAAUUUAUUAGGGUUCAUUCAUUGUGCUAUUCCUUCACUCACUAUUUUCUUUUCCAUGUUAGUUUGAAAGUCCAUGGCAUGCUUAGACAUGUAUAAUUCCGAGCACAAUAAGGGUCACCACUAUGCUCCUAUGAGCCCAAGAAUCUCCUUCUCCAGUGACUUCGUCGAUGUCCAGCAGACCACAAAGCAAGAAAGAGGCUCAGCCUCAGCACCAGUGUCCUCAGACUUCGAAUUUUCAGUGUCAAACUAUUCCAUGAUGAGCGCUGACGAGCUUUUCUGCAAAGGCAGGUUCUUGCCUUUCAAGGACAAUAACAACAACCAAAUGCAGAGAACCACAACUUUGAGGGAUGAGCUUCUUCUUGGUGAUGAUGACGACGUGUCGUCUAGGCCACCGAAGGGUUCCACGAGGUGGAAAGGGCUUCUGGGUCUGAAGAGAUCGACCCACAUUGGUUCCAAGAAAGCUGAUAAGGGUGAAGGAUCUGUUGAAAAUAAAAGGUCUAGUUUGGUUCAUGAGGACGCCCAUGUUGGCCACACUUCACAGGAGCAGUUGAAUUAAGGAGGUCAAGUUACAGGAAAGUGGAGAUUGGGUUAUAGUGUUAUUGUUGAAGGUGAUAGAUACGUAAAGCUAAUGCGGCAAUUUUUUUGUAGUUUUGGGAAGGAAGAUAGGGGUGUUUUAGGGCAAAAUUUAGAGGUCCUGAUCUGCUUUAGUGGGCUUUCUUUGUGAUCUGGGAUUGACUGUUUUUACUUUUUCUUUUGAACUCUCUAGGAAGUAGGAGUAAGAGUGUCUAGAUGUUUACUGUACAAAAUGUUUGCGGUUGAAUUCCUGUGUCAUGGUUUGAUCAAUGAUAUGAUAUGUGAUCUGUCUUGUUAAUUUGUAAUUCUUCCUAAGCAAAGAGGAUCUUAUUUUGACUAGAAAUCAAUCGUGCAUGUUAUGUAUCUUA
Molecule: messenger RNA, 965 nt
Organism: Quercus robur (English oak)
Lineage: Eukaryota; Viridiplantae; Streptophyta; Magnoliopsida; Fagales; Fagaceae
Exons: 2
Coding region: 98-580 (160 amino acids)
Source: RefSeq, a predicted model, not a curated record